AUGAAGAUUUUAAUUGAGCUGAAGAAAGUAAAUUUUUCCCGAAAUGGCUAUGAUGUGUCAUUUGACGCUAAUGGGGAUCCUGUGGCUAUUUAUGAACUGGUUAACUGGCAGAAAAAUGAAAAGGGCGCAACUGACAUGGUGACUGUAGGGCUGUAUGAUGCAUCACGGCCCGUGGGCCAGGAAUUCCAGAUCGACAAAAACAUUACCUGGAUGGAGGGUAGCAUGAAAGUGCCAGUGUCAGUGUGCACGGACAGUUGUCCUCCAGGAACUCGUAAAGUGUUGCAGAAAGGAAAACCCAUCUGCUGCUAUGACUGUACAGCAUGUCCUGAGGGGGAGAUCAGUAAUAGCACAGAUUCGACUGAUUGUUUACCUUGUCAAAAAGAAUUCUGGCCUAACGCAAAGAGAGACACUUGCAUCCCUAAGCCUGUAGAGUAUCUUUCCUUUCAAGACAUCCUAGGAAUCAUCCUGGCUACAUUCUCAGUUGUGGGUGCCUGUCUGACCAUCGUAAUUGCAGCUGUAUUCUUUUGUCACAGGAAAACUCCAAUUGUCAGGGCCAACAACUCUGAGCUGAGCUUCCUGCUGCUCAUCUCACUGGCUCUGUGUUUCUUAUGUUCAUUAACUUUCAUUGGAGCACCAUCUGAGUGGUCCUGCAUGCUGCGUCACACUGCAUUUGGGAUCACCUUUGUGCUCUGUAUCUCCUGUGUACUUGGGAAGACUAUAGUGGUUUUAAUGGCUUUUAAAUCGACACUUCCAGGUAGUAAUGUGAUGAAAUGGUUUGGCCCUCCACAACAAAGAAUGACUGUUGUGUCUUUCACCUUUCUUCAAGUUUUAAUAUGUACUGUUUGGUUGGUAGUGAGCCCUCCCUUUCCAAUAAAAAAUCUAACCACGUACAAGGAGAAAAUCAUAUUGGAAUGUGCAUUAGGCUCUGCUGCUGGCUUCUGGGCUGUGCUUGGAUACUUAGGCAUACUUGCUGCCUUUUGCUUUGUUUUAGCAGUCUUAGCCCGCAAAUUACCUGAUAAUUUCAAUGAAGCCAAGCUUAUCACCUUCAGCAUGCUGAUAUUUUGUACUGUCUGGAUCACAUUUAUCCCAGCAUAUGUCAGCUCCCCUGGGAAAUUCACUGUAGUUGUGGAGAUUUUUGCAAUUCUGGCCUCCAGCUUUGGGCUAAUAAUGUGUAUAUUUGCUCCCAAGUGUUUUAUCAUAUUGUUCAAGCCUGAGAAGAACACUAAGAAAUAUUUAAUGAACAAAAAUCAAUCAUAGUAUA
This is a messenger RNA of Haplochromis burtoni (Burton's mouthbrooder), 1261 nucleotides long. Its product is annotated as extracellular calcium-sensing receptor-like. Gene Ontology annotation, molecular function: G protein-coupled receptor activity. Gene Ontology annotation, cellular component: membrane. Gene Ontology annotation, biological process: G protein-coupled receptor signaling pathway. Lineage: Eukaryota; Metazoa; Chordata; Actinopteri; Cichliformes; Cichlidae. Bases 1 to 1257 code for a protein of 418 amino acids. The record is from RefSeq and is a predicted model, not a curated record. The transcript is spliced from 4 exons.